AUGAUAAUUAUUUGUCAUUUGAUUUGGUUUUGCAGUCGGACCCAGACCAGUGUCCCGAGCAUAAUAGCCCAUCCCCGACGGAUGAUGUUUUUCACUGUCCGAUUUCUCCUCCUCCUGGUCACCCUCCUCCACCACCCCCUUACCUGCCUCCUCAGCCCUCUAUAGAGGAGGCCCGGCAGCAGAUGCACUCUCUCCUGGACGAUGCCUUCGCCCUUGUGUCUCCCUCAUCUCAGGGUAGCACCGCUGGCAUCACUCUGCCCGGGGUCGGUAUCAACCCUGCGCCACCACCUCCAUUGAGCCCACCAUCACGGGGACCACGGCCCUGGGGCCCAGGAUACCCGCCCUUGAAUCCCUACACAGGGAGAUAUGCUGAAUUAGGUCUGCCUCCUUCCAGUGUGCAAGGUUUACUACAUAGACAGGGAUUGGGGUCCAGCUAUAUGCCAUCAGGAGAAUCUCUGCCUGCUGAACAUCUACAGCCAGAGUCACUUUACCCUGGUCGAGGGACACACACUGAUGAGCUGCCCUCCUCUGCCAGACCACGACCAGUAGGGGGCACUACAGGUGCACAGCUGCAUCAUCUAAGUCACGUUGGUCUGACAGGUCGUAUAAAUGACAGCCGACAGCUCGGUGGGUCAAACUGGAGCCCGUAUCCUGAGGACGACAACAAACUCGCUAACAACAGGGAGCCUGAUUUUGGCUCUCUUGACUACACCUCCAUCUCUGUAUUCCAGACUUCCAGAAAUGGCCUGAAGGAGCCAUCUGCUGCUCCGGCCCACCUGGACUCUCUGGGCCUGGGCUACCCUCCCUCCGCUCCCCUCGAGGAGCCUUCACCUCCAAACCACUCGUCCGCCUCGCUCAUCAAAGCCAUCCGAGAGGAACUGAUGCGCCUCUCCCAGAAACAGGCCUCAGUUCCCAGUUAUCACAGCUGAGACUGGCCCAAACUGCACUACACUGCACUGUACUUCCCAUGGAAGUGGCGUUUUCGAGAGGUCAAAGACUGUCAUGUAGCGUCUGCUGCCCCCUGGUGGCAGAAAACAUUAGGACAGGAAGAGUAGACAUUUCUCCUUAAUUUCCAUCUUCCUCUCCGGUUCCCCAAGUUGUGUGCCGAGACUGAAGUUUAAUGUUUUUUACCUUCUUUAAAGAUUGGAAGCAGACCAGGAUGUUGAAGCCAAAAUCUGGCCACGACACAUUUGUUUAUGUCAAGUUCAGACUACACAUUACCAGAUUUUUGGCUUGAUUUGUUUAGUGUAGAGCAGGGGUGUGCAAACUAGGUCCUGGAGGGCCGGUGUCCUGCACGGUUUAGUUCCAACCCCAAUCAGACACACCUGAACCAGCUGAUCAAGCUCUUUCUUGGUGUACUAGAAACUUUGAGGCAGGUGCAUUGAAGGAAGUUGGAGCUAAACUAUGCAGGACAGCGGCCCUCCAGAACAGAUGUUGGACACCCCUGGGGUUGACGAUUUGUAAAUGAUAAUGGACACAAAAAUCUAUUUUAUUUAUUUGUUUUUCAUAAAAAGACACUGGUGUGUUUUGAUUUUAACAUAGCAUUUUAAAAUGAAAGCGAUCAUUGACCUAUAGUUGAGUUCCCAUAGUUUUCCAUGUUAGAAGCUAAAAGUAUCUAUAAAAAUAAAGUACGAAACUGCAGCAUAUAUACAAAUACUAAAUAAAACAAAGGUUCUUAUGGGAUUACUAUUAAAUCAUGCUGAGAGGGAAAAGUCUUUUAAAUAUUAUAUGUAUUAAAAACUGAAAAAUAUAAAGUAACUAAUAUAGAAAAUUUGUAAUAAUAUUCAUUAUAAACAUAAUAAGUCUAGUAUGCAUGUUAGGCAUAAUCGUUCUGCUGAAUGAAUUUAAAGCUAUACAAAUGUAUCCUAUUUGUAACAAUUGGAAUGGUUUUCACAAUAUUUGGCAACCAAAUGUGCAAUUUCAAAUCAUUUUAUGGAAAAAAAAGACCUUGUACUUAACUCGCGUUCCAGUAUUCGCAUAAAAUGUCAUAAUUUGGUAGCACAGACUGUACAAUCAAUCAUUUCAAAUAUAUUAAAUAUAACUUAUUUUUAAACAAGCUAUACGUUCAUUCAUUCAGUCAUUUUCUUUUCGGCUUAGUCCCUUUAUUAAUUUGGGGUC
Messenger RNA from Danio rerio (zebrafish), 2118 nucleotides. The record is from RefSeq and is a predicted model, not a curated record. Lineage: Eukaryota; Metazoa; Chordata; Actinopteri; Cypriniformes; Danionidae.